Messenger RNA from Anthonomus grandis grandis, 831 nucleotides. RefSeq lists its product as uncharacterized. The record is from RefSeq and is a predicted model, not a curated record. The transcript is spliced from 4 exons. Bases 14 to 430 code for a protein of 138 amino acids. NCBI's taxonomy places the organism in Eukaryota, Metazoa, Arthropoda, Insecta, Coleoptera, Curculionidae.
UUCAUUUCGUACCAUGCAAGCGAACACAAUGGAUGUUGACGCAAUGGCCGAAAGCCUACAGGCGAUCAUUGAGUGUGUACCGUCGGAACCUCAACCCAACCCAACCCAACCAAAACCUCCCUACCCAAUCCAACCCACCGAAUCCUCCCGACCCACCGAAUCCUCCCGACCCACCGAAUCCUCCCGCCCCACCGAAUCCUCCCGACCCACCGACUCCUCCCAACGCGGUAUUAAUAAAGAAAAUUACAAUAAUAGAGGGAGGAGAUGGAGAGCGAGAAAUAGCAGGAUUAAGAGGCGUAGAGAGCGCGUCAAUCUCCACCAACAGAAAACGCUAUUGUCGGCCGUAACCGACGCGGUGGCCAGCGCUAUUUUAAGGCAAACCAAUAGAGGAGGUUUGCCUUACCGUGGUCGGGGCAGGGGAAAAUAUUAAUUUUUAUUUUUUUGAAUUAUAUUUUUUUUUAUAAAUAUAUUAUAAACAUUUGAUAUAAGUAUUGUUGUCUUAUUAAAAAACUAUAAAAUAUAUGAAUAGAUUGGAUAUUCUGUGUACUGGAUUGCCUGUAUAAUACUAAAAGUGAAUGUGAUCUUUUGAGAAAAGUGUAAAAGGGUUUUUUUAAUGUAUAUCAUAAUAUGCUAACAGAUGGCCAUAGACUAGGGUAUAUUUGUGUUAUACUUGUAUGUCGCUCAUUAAAUCAAACUAAAAAUAGAAAUAUAUGUUACUGUAAUGCACAUUUAUGUUACUCCAACAAAAACGCUCCUAUAUAAAGUCCAGUGCAACGAUAUAUUAGAAUGGUCACCCGUCAAAACACCAGCAUUUUACUUCUCAAACAAUGU